This is a messenger RNA of Phycomyces blakesleeanus NRRL 1555(-), 1050 nucleotides long. RefSeq lists its product as hypothetical. The transcript has 4 exons. The annotation marks the transcript as partial. NCBI's taxonomy places the organism in Eukaryota, Fungi, Mucoromycota, Mucoromycetes, Mucorales, Phycomycetaceae. The record is from RefSeq and is a predicted model, not a curated record.
AUGGCAACUGAGCAGUCUGAUAUAAAUGCAUUGGCACAAACACUUUCUGCCAGCUAUACUGCUCUGAUGCAAUACAAAACCCUUGGUCAGGAUGAGGCAAGACGGCUUGAGUAUCGAACUAACCAUUCAUUGCAGAUCCUCAAUCACCUAAGCCAACUGUCUAAACAUAGCCAACAUCUUCCAUUGCCAUGGUUCACACCUUCAUUUAUUAGUAUAUGCUUCAGCCUACGGGACCAAUUUAUCUCUCAAUCAUCAGUACCGGAAUGGGGUGGUCUUGAGUCUAUCUAUAGUCUCUGGUCUGUUUGGGUACGCCGAUUGUCAGGAGCACCAUCCGCAAUCCCUGCCGCAGAGUCAGAUCUUGUUCGGGUACUGGAAUCUAUGCAUUCCUUAUUAACUUCACAAAACAAGCCUCCCCCAACCGUUCAAAAAGAAGCCUGGAUAGGGUUGGUAGGACUGGCGGGGCGUGCACCUUCGGUGUACAAUGACGUGCGAAUCCUGGAUGAUAUGUCUGAUGUGAUCGAACACCAGAAUGCAGAUACAGAUAUGGCUGAAUCAAUUGAAGCAGGCGUAGCACAUGCACUCGCAGAGACCACUGCACUGAAUGCAUUUGAAAUUGGAUCAUGCGAACGCCUGGUAGAGGUGUAUAUACAACUUGUGUCUCGUAUUCCAGACCAUCGUCUAAGACCAGUAAUCAACGUGUUUGAACACAGCGUUGACAAACGAUCCAAGGAGACACCUGUAACAAAAGCAGUUGCCGAUCUCGGAAACCUGAUCGCACUGACAAAGACAGUCGUGGAACCAAGAGAAGAACCACUCAAGGUGAAAAUGACCCGAGUGGCAGUGCUUGUAGGCGUAGUACGCAUGUUACAGUUCAAUCAAGGUGCCAAAACGUCAAAAGUUGCUGAUUUCCAAAAGCAAGUUGAAAUCCUAUUCGUCAAUGCAUUUGACAAUGUUGUUACAGAAACUGUCAGCAAAGAAGAAGUCUAUUCAUUUGACAAACAUCAGGAUGUCAUUGCUCUGUUUGCUGGACAGUGCCUACCUACAUUGUCU